Molecule: messenger RNA, 851 nt
Organism: Diabrotica virgifera virgifera (western corn rootworm)
Lineage: Eukaryota; Metazoa; Arthropoda; Insecta; Coleoptera; Chrysomelidae
Exons: 3
Coding region: 6-464 (152 amino acids)
Molecular function (GO): odorant binding
Source: RefSeq, a predicted model, not a curated record
UAUAGAUGUUUGCAACAGAUUUAAAUACAUUGUUACUUUUUGCCUCAUUCAGAACUUCAGUUUCGAUAAUAGGUACUAUACGGAGUGUUACAAUGAAUCACAACCAACUUUUAAUCGCCUUUGUAAUAGUAGCAAGCUUUGCUUUGGAAGGAUACUGUGCUGCUGCUGCUCCCGAGAGCCCUCCCACAAAUGUAACCAUCAAAGACUACUGCAUCAAAGAAACGAAAAUAAGUCCAGACAAAGUAAAGAAAAUUGAGGAAGAAUCAGAGGAAGAAAUCGACGAGCAAGGAUACUGCUAUAUUCAAUGCAUUUUCGUUUCCAUGGAACUCAUUGAUAGCAAAGGAAAUUUGAAUGUUAAGAAAACCAUGGCUGCGUUCGAUGACAUGGAUGAAGAAUGCUUAAAGAAGGUAAAGAAGAUUAUGGAAUGUACGGACAUGGCUGCCCUUGAUGACUGUGAAAAAUAAAUAAUCUCUAAAUAUUAGACUAAAACCACAUAUUGUAAUUUGACUUUUAAUUUUUAUUUGACUGUUAGAGUAUGAAAUUCCAAUUUUCUCAGGUCAUAAAUAUAAAAAAAAAAUUUGAUAGGAUAGUACUCUUCUUAAAUUAGCUGUUGAAUCUCUUAUUUAACAAAUAACAUACUAUUUAAAUAAAAAGAACUUUAUAUAUCAAGUCAGUGAGCUAGAUAAAACUGAUACAAUAGUUUUUGUUUUUUGUAAUUCUUGUACUGGUUUUAUAUUUUUUUUCACUACCCAUAAGCGCGGUUAUAGGCUGUAUUGGUUGGUCUUUUGUACUUUAUUUAGUAGUUUAAGAAAUGUAAAAACUAGUAAAAUAAAUAUAUUAUGCAAAAUUUC